CAUGUAGCUACCGGAAACGCAUCGUGGUCCCCGGCCGCGCGAAAACAAGUGAGAUAUUCGCCCCUCAAAUACUGCUUCAAGCAGGAUACCCGGAGCAGGAUAUCCGAUGGCGACUCCAUCCGAGCAUGCCGCGACCCCUCGCGCCGUGGACAGCAAGAAAGUGUGGACCACACUAAUCACCAAUACCGCGUAUUUGACUGGCCUGUUAACACUCGAUUACUCGCUGAAAAAGCAUGGCUCCAAGUACCCACUGGUCGCGCUCUACACAGACACAUUCCCUCCCGAGGGCCACAAGGCAUUGGAUAUUCGAGGAAUACCCAAGCAGUAUGUGAAAUAUCUGCUGCCGGCAGCGCAUAAGGACUUCAGCCAGGACCCGCGCUUCUACGACUGCUGGAGCAAGUUGACGCCCUUCUCGCUCGUCGAAUAUGAACGAGUGGUACAGCUGGAUAGUGACAUGCUCGUGUUACGGAACAUGGACGAGCUGAUGGACCUUGAGCUAGAUGCGCCAAGUCUCGCAGGGAAAGGCGAUCGGGUGUUUGGCGCAAGCCAUGCCUGUGUCUGUAAUCCCUUGAAGAAGCCCCACUACCCCAAAGACUGGGUACCAGAGAACUGUGCUUUCACGUCUCAACACGAGAUCCCAGACAAUGCGCAGAUCUAUGGCGCGCCCUCUUCGUUCGGUCUCGGCAUCCCCAAUGGUGGUCUGCAGGUGGUGAAUCCGUCUGCUGAAGUCUACGCUCUUAUAUCAGCGCAGCUGUCCAAGGACACGGCAAUCACGGGCUACGACUUCGCAGAUCAGUCGCUCCUUGGAGAUUUGUUCUCGGGGCGAUGGGUUGCGAUACCGUACAUCUAUAACGCCCUGAAGACGCUCCGGCGGGAGGGCGUCCACCACCAGAUAUGGCGCGACAACGAGAUCAAGAACAUCCACUACAUUCUCAGUCCCAAACCAUGGGACGAGAAGAUGGGUGCGGAGUCCGAAGAGACGCAUACGUGGUGGUGGAAAGCGAACCAAGAGCGGCUUGAUAAGGAAAAGAGCACGGGCUUGGAUGAUGGAUUUUGAGUUACAGAAUGACGCAUGGCUAAAGUCCCGUAUUUCACAUAUAGGUACCCCGGUCAAUUGAGGCUCUCCUAUAUGCAGGGCGCAACUCUGUGAAUUCUCGAGAUAGGGGUCCUGCCCCUGGUGACGCAGGAGAAAUCACCAUUCUGCUGCGCAAUCUUCAAUGCCAAACGCCUCUUGACCACCCAAUUGCCCCUGAAUCGCGCAUGUUUAAUCAGUGGCGC
This is a messenger RNA of Mytilinidion resinicola, 1278 nucleotides long. RefSeq names its product glycosyl transferase family protein. The transcript has 3 exons. Lineage: Eukaryota; Fungi; Ascomycota; Dothideomycetes; Mytilinidiales; Mytilinidiaceae. Bases 107 to 1057 code for a protein of 316 amino acids. Gene Ontology annotation, molecular function: glycosyltransferase activity. The record is from RefSeq and is a predicted model, not a curated record.